AUAGAGGGCGAGCAACUACUGGAGCGACCUGGUGACGUGAGGAGCGUUCCAUUUGGCCAGCGGUGGGCGGUUGCCACAGCUGGUUUAGGGCCCCGACCACUGGGGCCCCUUGUCAGGAGGAGACAGCCUCCCGGCCCGGGGAGGAGAAGUCGCUGCCACCUUUGGCGGCCGACGCGAUCCCCUGGGACCGUCCGCUUCCUGCCGUCAGCUGCCGGCCGAGUUGGGUCUCCGUGGUUCAGGCCGGCUCCCCCUUCGUGGUCUCCCUUCUCCCGCUGGGCCGGUUUAUCGGGAGGAGAUUGUCUUCCAGGGCUGGCAAUUGGACUUUUGAUGAUGUUUGACCCAGCGGCAGGAAUAGCAGGCAACGCGAUUUCAAAGCUGGGCUCAGCCUCUGUGUCUUCUCUUGUGUAAUCGCAAAACCCAUUUUGGAGCAGGAAUUCCAAUCAUGUCUGUGAUGGUGGUGAGAAAGAAGGUGACACGGAAAUGGGAGAAACUCCCAGGCAGGAACACCUUUUGCUGUGAUGGCCGGGUCAUGAUGGCCCGGCAAAAGGGCAUUUUCUACCUGACCCUUUUCCUCAUCCUGGGGACAUGUACACUCUUCUUCGCCUUUGAGUGCCGCUACCUGGCUGUUCAGCUGUCUCCGGCCAUCCCUGUGUUUGCUGCCAUGCUCUUCCUUUUCUCCAUGGCUACACUGUUGAGGACCAGCUUCAGUGACCCUGGAGUGAUUCCUCGGGCGCUACCAGAUGAAGCAGCUUUCAUAGAGAUGGAGAUAGAAGCUACCAAUGGUGCGGUGCCCCAGGGCCAGCGACCACCCCCUCGUAUCAAGAAUUUCCAGAUAAACAACCAGAUUGUGAAACUGAAAUACUGUUAUACAUGCAAGAUCUUCCGGCCUCCCCGGGCCUCCCAUUGCAGCAUCUGUGACAACUGUGUGGAGCGCUUCGACCAUCACUGCCCCUGGGUGGGUAAUUGUGUUGGAAAGAGGAACUACCGCUACUUCUACCUCUUCAUCCUUUCUCUCUCCCUCCUCACAAUCUAUGUCUUCGCCUUCAACAUCGUCUAUGUGGCCCUCAAAUCUUUGAAAAUUGGCUUCUUGGAGACGUUGAAAGAAACUCCUGGAACUGUUCUAGAAGUCCUCAUUUGCUUCUUUACACUCUGGUCCGUCGUGGGACUGACUGGAUUUCACACUUUCCUCGUGGCUCUCAACCAGACAACCAAUGAAGACAUCAAAGGAUCAUGGACAGGGAAGAAUCGCGUCCAGAAUCCCUACAGCCAUGGCAAUAUUGUGAAGAACUGCUGUGAAGUGCUGUGUGGCCCCUUGCCCCCCAGUGUGCUGGAUCGAAGGGGUAUUUUGCCACUGGAGGAAAGUGGAAGUCGACCUCCCAGUACUCAAGAGACCAGUAGUAGCCUCUUGCCACAAAACCCAGCCCCCACAGAACACCUGAACUCAAAUGAGAUGCCGGAGGACAGCAGCACUCCUGAAGAGAUGCCACCUCCAGAGCCCCCAGAGCCACCACAGGAAGCAGCUGAAGCUGAGAAGUAGCCUAUCUAUGGAAGAGACUUUUGUUUGUGUUUAAUUAGGGCUAUGAGAGAUUUCAGGUGAGAAGAUAAACCUGAGACAGAGAGCAAGUAAGCUGUCCCUUUUAACUGUUUUUCUUUGGUCUUUAGUCACCCAGUUGCACACUGGCAUUUUAUUGCUGCAAGCUUUUUUAAAUUUCUGAACUCAAGGCAGUGGCAGAAGAUGUCAGUCACCUCUGAUAACUGGACAAAUGGGUCUCCUGGGCCCUGGCACUGGUUCUCCAUGGCCUCAUCCACAGGGUCCCCUUGGACCCCCUCUCUUCCCUCCAGAUCCCAGCCCUCCUGCUUGGGGUCACUGGUCUCAUUCUGGGGCUAAAAGUUUUUGAGACUGGCUCAAAUCCUCCCAAGCUGCUGCAUGUCCCGAGUCCAGAGGCAGUCACAGAGACCUCUGGCCAGGGGAUCCUAACUGGGUUCUUGGGGUCUUCAGGGUUGAAGAGGACGGAGAGUGGGGUCAGAGGAUUCUCCUGGCCACCAAGUGCCAGCAUUGCCCAUGAAUCCUUUUAGGAAUGGGACAGGUACCUUCCACUUGUUGUAUUUAUUAGUGUAGCUUCUCCUUUGUCUCCCAUCCACUCUGACACCUAAGCCCCACUCUUUUCCCAUUAGAUAUAUGUAAGCAGUUGUAGUAGAGAUAGCAAUUGACAUUUCUCGUAGACUACCCAGAAACUUUUUUAAUACCUGUGCCAUUCUCAGUAAGAAUUUAUGAGAUGCCAACGGCAUAGCCCUUCACACUCUCUGUCUCAUCUCUCCUCCUUUCUCAUUAGCCCCUUUUAAUUUGUUUUUCCUUUUGACUCCUGCUCCCAUUAGGAGCAGGAAUGGCAGUAAUAAAAGUCUGCACUUUGGUCAUUUGUUUUCCUCAGAGGAAGCCCGAGUGCUCACUUAAACACUACCCCCUCAGACUCCCUGUGUGAGGCCUGCAGAGGCCUUGAAUGCACAAAUGGGAAACCAAGGCACAGAGAGGCUCUCCUCUCCUCUCCUCUCCCCUGAUGUACCCUCAAAAAAAAAAAAUGCUAACCAGUUCUUCCAUUAAGCCUCAGCUGAGUGAGGGAAAGCCCAGCACUGCUGCCCUCUUGGGUAACCCACUCUAAGGCCUCGGCCCACCUCUGGCUAUGGUAACCACACUGGGGGCUUCCUCCAAGCCCCACUCUUCCAGCACUUCCACCGUCAGAGUCCCAGAGCCACUUCACCCUGGGGGUGGGCUGUGGCCCCCAGUCAGCUCUGCUCAGGACCUGCUCUAUUUCAGGGAAGAAGAUUUAUGUAUUAUAUGUGGCUAUAUUUCCUAGAGCACCUGUGUUUUCCUCUUUCUAAGCCAGGGUCCUGUCUGGAUGACUUACGCGGGGGGGAGUGUAAACCAGAACUUUUCAUCUAUUCGAAGGCGAUUAAACUGUGUCUAAUGCAAACUUCCUGCCUCCUCCUUCCCCCUUCCAUUUCAAGAAUAUGUUUGUGUGUAGGGUGGGGGUGGGGGUUGGAAGGGGUUGCUUGUUACUCCCCAAACUUCCAUUAACCAGGGCACCCUUGGGUUGGAGAGCUAGUUCCCAAACUCUCCAUUGAUCUAUACUACAUUCUGGGCUGAAGUUUAUCUUAUUCUGGACUAUGAAGAAAGGACUUUCAAGGAAGUAUAGUGUGAACAGGAUCGGGAAGGUAGAGGGAUUAUAUUUACUUAAGAGAACAAGCUCUAUAUUCGGAUAUUGUUUUGAAGCAGAUGGAUGCCGUUAAUUGCUAAUGAGCCUUGGUUAUUAAUGCAGGCUCAUCAGGGCCUCCCCUUGGAAAUAUUUGAUCAGUGGUCUUUUACAAGUGAUGGUAUAUGUUUAUUUCUAGGUGGUGUAUAAUCAAGAUUCCUUAUCAAUUCCCAUCUCAUACUUCCCAGUUAAUUGGAAUUAAUGAAAUUUGGCUGCUCCCGGACUUUUUUCCAUGUCUUCCUGUUUUCCUUGUAGCAGGAUUUAAGUUGAGCAUUCGAGAGAGAGAGAGAGAGAGAGAGAUUGGAAGAGAGAUGGGGAGAGACUGACUCAGAUCCCUCUCCUGUCUUCUUCUUCUUCUGGUUCUCUCUGUUUUUUUUGUUUUGUUUUGUUUUGUUUUUUCUUGAAGUUAUAAAGCCAAACCUGGAGAGUUUGUAAGUUGUUAGGUUUUCCCAGGUAACCUGGCACUCAUAUGAACCCCAUUUUAAUAAGUACUCAGCCCAUCUCCUCUCCCGGGCUCAGAUGGAUCUCUCUCCUCCCUCACCUUACCUCAAGUGUUCUCCUGAGGACCCUUAGGUCAGACAGAGAAGCUUUCUCUUUCUGAUGGGGAGGGUCAAAAUGGAAAUCUCUUAUCUCUAGUGUGAAAUGAUUUUUUUUUAAGUUUCUGCUUUUUCAUACUCCCUGCUCUCUUUCUUUUCCUUAAUAAAUCUUCUGUGUUUAAGAUGUUGGCCUGAAGAUCUGUCCCAUUCAUACCAUGCACCAGCCGGGACUGUCCCUAUCUGAUCAGAGGGGAGAUUAAAGAAUCAAUCUUCCCAGGGGAAAAGGGCCUUAAAUUGUUUGGUCUUUUCAAUGGCUGACACUGUCUCCAACUCUCCCCUUCCUCCUUUUUCCUCAAGCUUCCUAUGCACCCUACUUUCCCAGGCCAGGAUGGUUGGCACUGAUCCCAAACCUCUGAGGGCAGGUGGAAAUUGGCCGUGUUGAGCCAUUUCUUCAUGUCCAUUCAGCUCUGAGGCCUUCCUGGCCCUAGCUGAGAUCAUCAUCUCCUCCUUUGCUUUUUUCCCCAGGAGUGAGGUUGGGUUAGAGGUGGAUUCUGAUUCUAUAGCAGCUAAAUUCCAUUCUCCCUGUCCUGACCAUCCUGCCUUUACCCGUAAAGCACCCGUUCCUACUGACCAAAUCUCUUUACCUUGUUGGAGAAAAAAAGUAUUUUGUUUUUAAAUCUAUUUUCUAACUUAAAUGCAAUUUAAUAUGUAAAUCUCUGCACUUUUGUGUGAGCCUACAAAUGUGUAUGUGUUGGGGGUUUUUCACUCUCUGGUAUUUCUUAAUAAAGAAAUCUUUCUUUUGGGGGGAAGCCAAUUAAUGAAGGAGCCUUGAGUGGUUUUAGAAAUACAGGGCUGUCUGUUUC
Messenger RNA from Mandrillus leucophaeus (drill), 4647 nucleotides. RefSeq names its product zinc finger, DHHC-type containing 9 (gene ZDHHC9). The transcript is spliced from 11 exons. Gene Ontology annotation, molecular function: protein-cysteine S-palmitoyltransferase activity. The record is from RefSeq and is a predicted model, not a curated record. Gene Ontology annotation, biological process: peptidyl-L-cysteine S-palmitoylation; protein targeting to membrane. The coding region runs from base 443 to 1537 and encodes 364 amino acids. NCBI's taxonomy places the organism in Eukaryota, Metazoa, Chordata, Mammalia, Primates, Cercopithecidae. Gene Ontology annotation, cellular component: endoplasmic reticulum; Golgi apparatus.